Heterostelium album PN500 is the source of this 1407-nucleotide messenger RNA. RefSeq lists its product as uncharacterized. Bases 1 to 1407 code for a protein of 468 amino acids. Gene Ontology annotation, cellular component: vacuolar membrane. Gene Ontology annotation, molecular function: amino acid transmembrane transporter activity. Gene Ontology annotation, biological process: amino acid transmembrane transport. The record is from RefSeq and is a predicted model, not a curated record. The transcript has 4 exons. Lineage: Eukaryota; Evosea; Eumycetozoa; Acytosteliales; Acytosteliaceae.
AUGGCAAAAAGAAACACAUAUCAAUCGAACCGAACCAUCUAUGGAACCAAUGAUAUUUAUUUUGAAUGCAAAUCAGAAUUAAAACAAAGAAGGAUGUCAUCACAUGAGAAAUCACCUUUGAUCAACGGUGGUGAUAUAGGUAUUGAAUCACACGAUUCAGGCAAGAAAUUCUCACCACACCCAGCAUUCUGGAAUACCGUAAAGGCAUUCGCAGGUGCUGGUUCAUUCGCUCUACCAUGGGCAGUUUCGCAAGCUGGUAUUUGGAUUGGAUCAAUCGGUUUAGUACUGAUUGCUUUACUCUCAAACUAUACGAUGGGACUGCUAUUAAAAUGUAAUAUAGAGUUUGUAUCGCAACAGAUGGACUCUGAACGACCACCAUCCUAUGCGGAUUUAGGUCGUCGUGCAUUCGGUCGUAUCGGUGAACUCUUUGUAUGUUUCAUGAACUUUUCAGUGACAAUGUCCAUCUGUAUCGCCUAUCUGAUAUUGAUCGGUGAGAACUUUGGUGAACUCUGUCACUACAAUCAACAAGUUAUCAUCUGGUUCGUUUUACCCGUAAUUAUUCUCCUAUGUUUUUUAACCGAUAUGAAAUAUUUAGGAUAUACUAGUAUCUUUGGUGCAUUAUCGUUGAUGCUUGCUAUGGGAACUGUUUUGGCAUAUGGUGGAAUCAACUAUAGUAUUAAACCGUACGAGGAUUACAAGGUGGAUUACGCGAAUAUUCCAUUGUGGUUUGGUGUAGCCGCCUUCUUUUUUUGUAAUCAUAUCGUUGUGAUUCCGGUGUCACACGCCAGUGGCGACUGUGCCCGUUAUCCACGUAUUCUCGACUACGCAAUGAUCUUUAUCACCAUUGUCAAUGUUGUGUUUGCAACACUCGCCUAUCUCUACUUUGAUUUCUACGUCGAUGCCAAGGGUCACGUUGGUGUGCCCUCCUCGAUCACACAAGCACUGCCACAGGGUGCUUUCGCACAGGUAGUGAGAAUGUGUGUGGUGUUCGAGUUGACCUGUUCGUUCCCGAUCGUCUGCGGUGCCGGACUCAACGUAGUCGACUCAUCGGUUGAGUUCUUCCACCGUCACUUCUCGGCGUUCCCAGAGCGUGACACCGACGACAACGGCGACAAACUGUUCUUCUCCCGCAACUGGAAGUUCUACGUUCUCCGUAUUGCACUGACUGCCGCUUUGGCAGCGGUCGCCACCACCAUCACCAACUUUGGAUCGUACACAUCUCUGAUUGGAUCUCUGAUGUUGGCCAUUGCUGGUUUCGUGGUUCCCCCAUUAGUUCACAUUAAAUUCUUCCCAGAUCAAAGCAGACUUCAAUUUGUUUUCAACAUCAUCAUCUCUAUUUUCGGUGUUGGUGCAACCGUACUAGGUACAUGGCAGAGUAUAGUAGCCCUUAUCAAUCCAUCUGAUUAA